Bufo bufo (common toad) is the source of this 2324-nucleotide messenger RNA. It is a transcript of the gene NR1D1, whose product is annotated as nuclear receptor subfamily 1 group D member 1. Gene Ontology annotation, molecular function: nuclear receptor activity; RNA polymerase II cis-regulatory region sequence-specific DNA binding; zinc ion binding. The record is from RefSeq and is a predicted model, not a curated record. Lineage: Eukaryota; Metazoa; Chordata; Amphibia; Anura; Bufonidae. Bases 1 to 1563 code for a protein of 520 amino acids. The transcript is spliced from 8 exons. Gene Ontology annotation, biological process: hormone-mediated signaling pathway; cell differentiation; positive regulation of transcription by RNA polymerase II.
AUGACCACCCCGGAAUGCAGCAACAGCACAGGUGGAGUUAUAAGUUACAUUGGCUCCAGUGGCUCUUCUCCAAGUCGGACCAGUCCCGUUUCACUGUACAGCGAAUGCUCAACUGGAAGCCCACAGAGUGGAGCACCACACUACCCAUCCUACCUGCCGCCAUCACCUUCCCACUCUUACUGUGCCAGCUCAGCGGGGGAGACCUCUCCUGGCUCAUCUUAUGGCCUGGCUUCAUCUCCUGCUGGACUCCACGUGGCACUUGAUGAUGGAAGCAGGGUAUCACCAAGCAAAACAUCCAGCAGCAUAACAAAAUUGAAUGGAAUGGUCUUACUAUGUAAAGUCUGUGGAGAUGUUGCCUCUGGAUUCCAUUAUGGAGUACAUGCCUGUGAGGGCUGCAAGGGUUUUUUCCGGCGCAGCAUUCAGCAGAAUAUUCAGUACAAGAAAUGUUUGAAGAAUGAGACCUGCUCCAUUGUGCGGAUUAACAGAAACCGAUGCCAGCAGUGCCGCUUUCGAAAGUGUCUUGCAGUGGGCAUGUCUAGAGAUGCUGUGCGGUUUGGUCGUAUUCCAAAAAGAGAAAAACAACGAAUGCUGGCAGAGAUGCAUAGCGCAAUGAGUCACAUUGCUGGCGGCCACUUUGGGAGAAGGAGUCCCGUUCCACUUCAGCCACAACAAAUUCGUCCUUCAUCUCCACCUCACAUGGGUCCAAACUCCUGUCGUUCACCUCCUUCUAUCUCAGAACCCUAUCCCCAGUACCCACAACAGCUGACACCUCCACGCUCUCCCAGUCCAGAACGUGUUGAUGAUGUUAUUGGUCAGGUGGCCCAGGCUCAUAGACAAAUAUUUAUCUACGCCCAUGAAAAGUUCAGUGGAAAGGUGACGUCCUGGGAGAACCCUCAUGAGAACCAACCAUCUGCUUGCUGGACACAAAACAGUGGAGAGCACAAAGAAAACCGCAGUGUUCACCUGGCAUGUCCUAUGAGUGCUCUACCCCGUGGAGGUCCACCUCGCUCUAUGCAGGAGGUCUGGGAGGAUUUUUCACUUAGCUUUACCCCAGCUGUGCGGGAGGUGGUGGAAUUUGCCCGUCAUAUUCCUGGAUUUCAAGACUUGACUCAACAAGAUCAAGUCACCCUGCUAAAGGCUGGAACAUUUGAGGUCCUCAUGGUACGAUUUGCCUCUUUGUUUGAUGUGCGGGAACGCUCCUUGCGUUUUCUCAGUGGAGCUACAUACUCUCUGCCAGAGCUUCAAGCAAUGGGGAUGGGUGAGCUUCUUAGCUCAAUGUUUGACUUCAGUGAAAAGCUGGCAUCUCUUAACCUGAGCCACGAGGAACUGGGGAUCUUCACUGCACUUGUCCUUGUUUCUGCAGAUCGAUCUGGAAUGGAGAAUGCUUCAUUGGUUGAGCAGCUGCAGGAGACUCUGAUACGCGCUCUUCGCUCUCUCAUCCUGAAAAACAGUCCGAACGACAUUUCUCGUUUCACAAAACUACUACUGCGGCUGCCAGACUUGCGGACCCUUAACAGCAUGCACUCGGAGAAGCUGCUUUCAUUCCGUGUCGACACACACUGAAGUUAACGAUAGCUGCAUGGGCACCAACAUUACAAACCUUCUCCUGGUUGCAUUAUCGACUUUGUCACUUCUUGAGGAAAGAACCGAUGACAGACAUUGUACUGAGGGAGAAAUGGGAAAAUAUCCACAGACUAUGAUGUCAACCUCUGUUACUGAUGACGUCAUUGGAUAGGCACAAAAAUGACCACUGGCAUGUCUAAAGUGGGGCACGAGACGCAGGAGCUGCAGUGCCACGUGUAUAUUUAUACAUAUAUACAUGUGUAAAUAUGUUACUGUCAUACAGUGUCAACCAUUGUGUAAAUAUUUGUGUGUAUAUCAGUUGUGCAAAAUAUAAAUAUUUUAUGACACCAUUCACUCGUGUGUGUUGUCGUACCCUCUAUCCAUAAUACCACGUAUAUCAGAUAGGAACAUGCAGUGUACAUCUGUAGUGUUAACUGUUAAACUGAACCAGGUGCUUCAAAGGGUCAAGAUAUACUCUCCGAAAACGAGUCGCUCAUCUAGUCAAGAUGCAUGGAUGAGGCUGGCACUUCAGCUGUGAAGACCCCGAUAAGGUUCAGGUGUAUAGGAACCCUCUGCGCUUCACAGCCUGGUGACUGAUGGACAGAGCCACCUGCCCUACAGCGACCCUUACUGAAGCAGUGCUCUGUGUAGGUAUACGGUACAUAUAUGCAAAUUGUCUGUGUACAUACAGUAUACGUUGUAUUUAUAUUUUGUAAGUAUUUAUAUCUAAAGUACGAGAUUGAUCUGUAAAUAAAAUCAGU